Molecule: messenger RNA, 2040 nt
Organism: Pezoporus occidentalis (night parrot)
Lineage: Eukaryota; Metazoa; Chordata; Aves; Psittaciformes; Psittacidae
Gene: NMNAT2
Product: nicotinamide nucleotide adenylyltransferase 2
Exons: 11
Coding region: 107-1033 (308 amino acids)
Biological process (GO): NAD+ biosynthetic process
Cellular component (GO): Golgi apparatus
Molecular function (GO): nicotinamide-nucleotide adenylyltransferase activity; nicotinate-nucleotide adenylyltransferase activity
Source: RefSeq, a predicted model, not a curated record
CCUCCCUUCCUUCCCUCCCUCCCUCCCGCCGCCGCCGCAGCCGCACCGAGACACAAAAAGCGGCUGGGCAGGGCCGGGCAGGGCCGGGCAGGGCCGCGCCGGCACCAUGACGGAGACCACCAAGACCCACGUUAUCCUGCUGGCCUGCGGCAGCUUCAACCCCAUCACCAAGGGCCACAUCCAGAUGUUCGAGCGAGCCCGGGAUUACCUGCACAAGACCGGACGCUUCAUCGUCAUUGGUGGCAUUGUCUCACCCGUGCACGACUCCUAUGGGAAGACGGGCCUGGUUUCAAGCCGGCACCGCCUGACCAUGUGCCAACUGGCUGUCCAGUCCUCCGACUGGAUCAGGGUGGACCCCUGGGAGUGCUACCAGGACACCUGGCAGACCACUUGCAGCGUGCUGGAGCACCACCGCGACCUGAUGAAGAGAGUGACUGGCUGCAUCCUCUCCAAUGUCAACACACCCUCCAUCACUCCUGUGAUCGGCCAGCCCCAGAACGAGUCCUCACGGACCAUCUACCAGAACAACAACAACGUCUCCAGCAAGCCCACUGCAGCAAAGAUCCUUGGGAAGGUGGGAGAAAGCCUGAGCCGGAUUUGCUGCGUUCGCCCACCCAUGGAGCGCUUCACUUUUGUGGAUGAAAAUGCCAACUUGGGGACAGUGAUGAGAUACGAGGAGAUUGAGCUUCGCAUCUUACUGCUCUGUGGCAGCGACCUGCUGGAGUCCUUCUGCAUCCCUGGUCUCUGGAAUGAGGCAGACAUGGAGGUGAUUGUUGGGGAGUUUGGGAUUGUGGUGGUGCCCCGUGAUGGAGCAGACCCUGACCGGAUCAUGAACCACUCAUCCAUACUCCGCAAGUACAAAAACAACAUCCUGGUAGUGAAGGAUGACUCAAACCACCCCAUGUCGGUUGUCAGCUCCACCAAAAGCAGACUGGCCCUGCAGCACGGGGAUGGGCACGUUGUGGAUUACCUCUGCCAGCCCGUCAUCGACUACAUCCUCAAGAGCCAGCUCUACAUCAAUGCCUCCGGCUAAAUGCCAGAGGUCUUGCAGGGAGACAGCCCUCAUGUCCCACCUGCCCACAGCUCUCUGUCACUCUUCUCUCUCUCUCUCUCAGUCUGUGCCUCCAUCUCUCUGCCCACCCCAUCGCCUCCUGCCCGUGUCUGCCUCUCACCCCCGGCGCCAACGCUCCAUUGUGCAGCAAUGUCCAGGGAACCGCAGCACGGCCCCAAGGAGAAUGGUUUGGUCUGUUUUUUCAGGGAGCCACCCUCCCCCUCACACAUGGGGAGGAAGGGGGGGACCCGAAAAAGAGUAGCUCUGACACCCCCCUCCCAGCAUGUCACUGGGAAAUGGUCCCACUGGUCCGUCCUCCCAGCAUGCUCAGAGAGGGGCUUCCUCUUCUGCAUCAUCUUAGAGUACUUAAGCUCAAUGAAUCUAGGUGAACUUUUUUCUUAAAUAGUUUUAAUGUGAGCCCUUUGGACCUCUCACCACGGUGACCAAAUGAAUCCUGGUUGGCAACAGGCAGUUGUAACACAACUGGCUCAGUGCCCUGUGGCAGGUGAACUUCCUCAGGCUGGGAAUAGGGCAACCCAGCUAACAAAAUCUUCCCCCUGGCACUAAAAAAUCUUGGAUAGUGCAUUUCUGAAGGGAAGCAGAGCCUUGGGAAAGCAUGGCUGCCAAAACAUUACUAGGGGGAGAUGUCAUGUCUCACCUUUCCUUGGCUGCAAGUGACUCCAACUCACCCUAGGUCACCCCCUAGGCAAGCGGAGUUGGGGAGAUGCUCUACUCUGACUCAGUGUCAGAGCAGGCAGCCCUCAGCAUCUAGAAAGGGACCCACCAUUUAUGAAGCCAAGAAAGGAGGGAGAAAGAAGCAAGUGAUGACCCCCAAACCUGGCUGAGCUUCGUGGGGGCUGGGUCCAUCCCCAUCCUCUAGCCUCCAGAUCUCCAUUUCUGUCUGUAAACUUCCUCCUUCUCCCUCCGCUCCUGCCCUCUUCCUCUCCUUGAAGAUUUUGUUAAAUGCAUGAUACUUCCCCCCUCCCAAA